Protobothrops mucrosquamatus (brown spotted pit viper) is the source of this 2732-nucleotide messenger RNA. RefSeq names its product clathrin heavy chain linker domain containing 1 (gene CLHC1). The record is from RefSeq and is a predicted model, not a curated record. The coding region runs from base 87 to 1862 and encodes 591 amino acids. The transcript is spliced from 11 exons. NCBI's taxonomy places the organism in Eukaryota, Metazoa, Chordata, Lepidosauria, Squamata, Viperidae.
CUGAAGCAUGCCUUCUGAUCAGAGUAAAGGACUGACACUUUAGUUGCUAUUUGCAACGGAAAUUAGGUAUCUUCUGCUUCUGCACCAUGAAAUCAGCUAGUGUUGGAGCAAGUAAACACUCAGUGCUUCCUCCCAUCAUCCCAGAGACUGACAAGGAAUUUCUGGAAAGCAUUCAGAGUUAUAUCAUUUCAGAGAUUGAAAACGUGGGGUGUACUGAGCAAGGACCAGCAGAGGAUUAUUACAUAAUAUACAGAAAUGUAUUUGAAAUGAUAAUUGAGCAUGUUAAUGCAUACAAAAGCAUUUUGACCACAAUCAAGCAAGAAUAUGAUGCUUUUAUAGAAGCAAUAAAGAAGGGCCAGCAUGAUGCCUUUUAUCUUCAUGGAAAAUUAAAAAUGUUAGCAUGUGAAUCUUCAACUUUAAUGUAUUAUAAGAAAAGAAUAACUCAGCUGGAAGAAAAAGUGAAAAGAAUUGAGAAGAAUUCUACAAGAAUUGAGAGCUUAAUACAGAAACUAAAAAGUUUAAGGUUAACACUCUUAGCAAAAGAAGAUUCAAUCCCCGUUAAGAAAGUUAAUCCUGCUAAAAAAAUUCCAGGGCUUAACGUGAAAGACUCGCUUGAUAUAGAUGUCCUUUCUAACCACUUAGCUCAUCUACAAAAAAGGUUGAAAGAGUUGAAAGAGGACAUGUUUACAAAAUACAUUCCCAUAGAAAACACAGCCAAUGUUGAAGAAGACAUGAAUUACGCUGUUCAAAAGCGAAAUAUGGCUGAAAAAAAGAAUGAAAACCUGAAGUUUUGUUUUUAUCGGCUAAAUCUGUUUGCAAGUGUGAUUGGUAUCUGGGAGAAUACAGACAAGAAUAUUGACACUCUGCAGCAGCUCAUAUUUCAGAUGAUAGAAAAUGAGAAACUUAUAAAAGGUUCAAUUGCUUCUAGUAUCUCAAGUGUAUUUGAACGUGAUCCUUCUAAAAGUAAAGAGGCAGAAGAUCUGAUUGAAUAUAUUGAACGGUUCAAUGAACUGUUUUCCCGUGGUCAGUAUGAGGCUGCAGCAACAUAUGCAGCAAACUGUCCUAGAGGAAUCCUACGCAAUGAAGAAACCAUGGAGAAAUUUAGGGCUGUUGGUCAUGUUAAAGGGAAGAUCCUCCCUCUGCUUUUGUAUUGUGAUGCACUCAUAACUACAACCAUUGCUGUUAAGAAGCAUCUUCCUGCAAAUUUGACAACUGAAGCCAUCAAAUGUGCCUUAGCUGAGAAACGGUUGGACUUGGUGAUGCAUUGGGUCACUUUGCACAAAUUGGAAUUCUCUGAGGCUGCUGGUGAUGCAAUCUAUAAGUAUGCAGAUGUGGAUAUACACAACAUGUCCCAGUGUCUAGCUUUGGCUCAAAUUGCAUACAGUGAGUGUGGGGCGCACAAAAAAGCUGUUCUGUGCUUGUGCAGACAGGGCCAGAUUUAUGGAGCCAUGGAUUAUCUACAUCAUUUCCAACUUCUUUCCACAGAGGAUUAUGUCUUUCUACUGAAGCAUUGUCCUCGUAUAGAUUUCAUCCGUUGCCUUACUCAAGAAUGGAAUGGGAAACAACCAAUCAUGUCCCUUGGGGAAACCAUCCUUUCUCUUAUUGGAACAGAACAUCAAAUACAUGGCAUACGCUUGUUGGAGGAUAUUACCAAAAAGGGCAAGGAUACAUUGGAGCAAAUGAUUGUGAACGAUACCUGCAAUAUAGAAGGAUGGAAGGAGAUAGCUGAAAUAUGCCUCAGUGUCAAAAAAGAAAAUUUAUACAAACUUAUCAUCUCUGUCCUUGCUAGCCUAGAAGGAGUGUUUGAAAUUCCAGCAGAUGAUACAGAGGAUGCCAAAUUAAUGGAACAUGUGUUCUUGUAAUUUUUCCACAAAGCACGUGGAGGAGCUCUUUCUCCCAGGAGUUGUUUAUAUUGGCUGCACAAAUAACAAUACAUCUUCUUAAUGUUACUUCUGUUUUAAAAAUGCAAUAUACCAUGAACCUGAUUUGAUUGUGCUACAAUUGCUACUCCUGCUUGAUUAUUUGCUCUUAUUUUACUUUAAAAAUGAUGUCACUUUUUUAAGUAAUUUAGCUAUGUUUACACCAGAUUACUUGUGAUUUUUCUUCCCUUUUUAAGUAAUUUAUUUUCUCCUAUUUUUUUCUUCAUAGGGACAGGAAGUUGAACCAGUUGUUGGAGAAACAGUCUUUCAUCUCCCCAAAACUCACAUUUGUUUAAUUUUUAACAUAAUGUUGCUUUUAUGCUUAUACACUUAGUGGCAAAAUUAGAAAUUAUCUCCAGUGUACACAUGGAUAGGAUGCUCAUUACUUAACUACACAGUUAUUCUUUCAAUUCUAUGAACUGGACUGAAACUGGAAUAAUUCCUAGUUUCUCCCACAGAAUCAAUAGUUUUGUGGUCUAAUAGUUAUAUAACUUUUGUAGUCUUUCUAAGUGUGGUUGUUGGAUUAUGAAAGGUAUAGUCCCAAUGCACCCUGAAGGUACCAGGAGGUGUUUAGGCUACCUUAUUGAACAUAGAUUCAGCAUUGAUUUAUAUUUAUGCUAUAAAUAAGUUAUGUAGAAAAAACCAUCCUAUUAUGUAUCAUUUUGUUAUACUUCAGACUCUUCAGUACUAACAAAUAAAGCAAGUUACUAAAAUUGUAUCUCUAAAAUAAUUGCAUUUGAAGAUAGAUUUUCAUCCUUAUUAUAUAGUAUCUAUGUUCCUUCCUUUACAGCAAGCAAUUCAUUUCUUUCACCU